This is a messenger RNA of Dufourea novaeangliae, 3303 nucleotides long. RefSeq names its product scavenger receptor class B member 1 (gene emp). The record is from RefSeq and is a predicted model, not a curated record. Bases 560 to 2119 code for a protein of 519 amino acids. Gene Ontology annotation, molecular function: scavenger receptor activity. Gene Ontology annotation, cellular component: membrane; cytoplasm; lysosome. The transcript has 6 exons. Lineage: Eukaryota; Metazoa; Arthropoda; Insecta; Hymenoptera; Halictidae.
UUUAGAUUCGUUCUUACGGGAAAAGGAACGCCCUCGAGGACGACUAUUCGGUCGUCGAAAACGAUCGUCGAAGACUAAGUGAAAAUCGGUGUCGGUGACGGUGACGGUGACGAGAACGAGAACGAGAACGAGAACGAGAACGAGAACGAGAACGAGAACGAGAACGAGCACAGGAACGAAAACAAGGAACGAUGAGAAAUACUAAACCAAAGAAGGAAAAUUAGAAGAAGAAAGACAGUGAAAAGACAAAACGGUGUAAAGGGCAAAACGAAGCAAAAGGGGAUAUUUGUUGGUUCAGAAUUCUCGACGUAUGCACAUCUUUGGAAAGUUGAAGCACGAGAAAUUAAAGGAACUCCGCUGGAAAAGCACGGUCAGAGAUAGUGGGAACAGGAGGGAAAGCAAAGAAAGAGAGAAAGGAAGAAGGAUAGAGAAGGAAAGAAAGAGGGAGUAGUAAGCGCGCGAGGUCGUUUAAACGGAAAAAAGAGACGGACAGUUACGAAGAGGGAGAGAAAGAUAGCCAAGAGUUCGUCGACGCGCGUACACGCGGUGACCGAUCAAGAUGAGGGUACACCGUGGGAUUUGCGCGAAACUGCACGGAGGGUUUCUCAGGCGAUGGUGGGCGGCGGUAGCUGUUGGAGCGCUACUGAUAAUCGUAGCAGCAAUUUUGGCGGCAGUAUUUCCGAAACUAGUCGACGUUCUGCUCAACAGAGAAAUAGCUCUCCAAGAGGGCGGUCGUACGUUCGAUUGGUGGCGGGAACCUCCUGUAUCGCCUCAAUUGAGCGUCUACAUUUACAACGUGACGAAUGCCGAUGAAUUUUUGAACGACGGCGAGAAACCAGCGCUGAAAGAGCUCGGUCCCUAUGUGUACGUACAGCACUGGGAAAAGGUCGAGGUGAAAUUCAACGAGAACGAUACGGUGUCGUACAAAGUGAAGAAACGGUUCGUGUUUUCGCCGGAAAAGUCGAUCGGCUCGGAGGAAGAUUUGGUGGUGGUACCGAACGUGCCGAUGCUCUCGGCGACCAGUCAAUCGAAACAUGCAGCCCGUUUUCUCAGAUUGGCGAUGGCCUCGAUAAUGGACAUUCUCAGAAUAAAACCGUUCGUCGAGGUGUCGAUCGGACAGCUGCUCUGGGGUUACGAGGAUCCGUUGCUGAAAUUGGCCAAGGAUGUCGUACCGAAAGAGCAGAAACUUCCUUACGAUCAGUUCGGUUUGCUGUACGGUAAAAACGCAACGAUGCCCGAUUGGUUCACCAUCUUUACCGGCAAAGGAAACAUCUCCAAGUACGGUAUUCUCGACAAAUGGAACGGGAAGAGCAGCCUUGGCCAUUGGACCACUCCCGAGUGCGACAGCGUCGCUGGCAGCGACGGCAGUAUUUUUCCUCCGCGAAUCACGAAGCAAACGGUGCUGAAAAUUUUCGACAAGGAUCUCUGCCGGGCCCUGCCCUUGGCCUUCAAGGAGGAGGUGACUACCGUUGGUGGAGUACCUGGCUACAGAUUCGUACCUACCAAGGAUGCUUUUGGUUCUCCGAGCAGAGUAGAGUCACAGCAAUGCUUUUGUCCGGCGGGACCACCGUGCGCGCCCGAGGGAACGUUCAACGCCUCUCUCUGCCAAUACGAAUCGCCUGUUUUGCUGAGUUUCCCGCAUUUUUACCUCGCGGAUCCCACGUUACGAAACGCGGUCAACGGAAUAUCGGCGCCUGUCGAGGAAAAACAUCAGUUUUACAUCGAUGUUCAACCAAUGAUGGGUACCUCGUUGAGGGCCAAGGCACGAAUUCAAAUAAACCUGGCGGUGAGUCAGGUGCGAGACAUCAAGCAAGUCGCUUCGUUUCCGGAUAUUGUCUUUCCCAUCAUGUGGUUCGAAGAUGGGAUCGAUGAGCUUCCUGUCGAGAUGCGAAGUCUAAUGAAGAUGGCCGUGGACCUGCCGCCGAUCGCUCGAGCGGCGGUAUCUGGAGCUCUGGCGGCGAUCGGGGCGAUCGUUUUGAUUGGUGCACUCGCGUGCCUGGCGCGCGCCGCUAAGCGCCAAGAGAAACUCCACCUCAGCAAUCCGUUACCAUCGAACACCAGUGCCGGUAAAACCGGUCAGCUGAAUCCGGCUUUCCAGAAUUCCUCGGGUUCCAAGUAGACCACCGAGCUUCGCUUCCUCGACCCUGGAUUUCUCGUCGAUCGGUGCGCGACCACGCGUAUCUGAACAGACAGUUGACGAGACCCCCCUCCCGGUCGUCCUCUGGGUUUACCAACUUCAUCUUCACUUCGCCUUAUUUCCUUUUCGUUGUUCCGAGCUACACACACACACACACACACACACGCGCGCGCGCGCACGCACGCACGCACGCACACACACACAACACGUACCGCGAAGGAGGGGAAAAGCGGUAAAAAAGAAAAAAAAAAGGAAAAUUGAAGGACCUGGUUGAUCUCGGGGGGAGGAUAAACGCGAAUCUCGAGGUGCGGGUUCACGAUGAAACGAAGACACGUGGCUCGAGUCUAUGCGUUAGGAAUAAACGCGAAGAAAAGAGGAGAACACGAGACGAAUUGCCAGGCUAUGCCGCCGUGUAACGGUAUAGAUAACUGGUAACUGGUAAACCAGACCGUGUUGUUACCACGUGGAAUACCGUGUUUUUCAAACACUCUGUUCACUUUGGUCGAGCGAACAAACGGGUCUGUGCGUAAAGAUCGAAAGCGACGUCUCUGUCGAUGGCCAAACACUAAAACACUAUAUUGUUAUAUAAAUAUGUAUCUAUAGAUAGGGAAGGACACAAGAAACUAGGAAGAGGGAGUAUAUUGAACGUUGGCGAAGAAGUCGCGGAUAAUUCCGUAUCAAAGAUUUUCUAUCCAGCUCACCGUACGGUGUAUGCCAACGAAAUCAAAUCAUUCCGUCCAACGAGCGCACCGUCCGUCGGCGUCGCUCGUACGCAUUGUAUAUGUAUACCUACUCGAUCGGGAUCGGGAUCGGGAUCAUGUGUGCCUCGAGCAAUCCGAUUACGAUCGAGACCCUAAUGUUACACGUUUUCGGUUUGAGUAUUCGUAUCUCGUUCUAAAAGCAUUACUUUGGAUAGAUUCCGGUUAGGUUCUUAGGCGAAUUUAGUUUUUUACGAUGGAUUGCGAGCAGCUAAUAAAACAGCGAGAUCAAUUUCCGUUUCGAAAUCGGAGAUCGAUUCCUGUCGAUUGGAAAUUAAUAAAGGUGUAUGAAAGAGGUACUUGACCGCGUUGCGUUUGCUUCGCAUCGAGAGUCUUUUCGUAUAAUACGACAGAGCAUUCCCAGAUAAACCGCACGAGAACUACAUAGUCGCCACGCGCUGUGCGCCA